AUGGCGAGCAGACGGCGCCACGUCAGAGUCUGUGUUCGGGAUGAAGACCAGCGCUGGGACCAAGUAGGUCCCGGGGACGUGUCCUGGGCUUCCACUGAGCUGGUCCAGCUGCCUAACUGUGAACUCGAUGGGCUUGAACAAAUCGCUGCUUUGGUUACCUCGGUUCUCCCCUCGCCUACCGGCAAGGAAAGGCUGGCUCUGGUCCUGGAAAGUGAGGAUUAUAUUCAAAAACUCCUGCAGCUGUUCCGCACUUGUGAAAAUCUAGACAACACUGAAGGCUUACACCGUUUCCAUGCAAUUAUUAAAGGCCUGUUCUCCUUCGACAGCAAACCUCUGUUUAAGAUCAUGCUUUCUGAUGAGUGUAUCAUGGAUGUGAUGGGAUGCCUUGAAUACGAUCCUGCUUUGGCUCAGCCAAGACGGCAUAGGGAAUUCUUGAGCCAAACUGCCAAGUUCCAGGGAUUUAUACCAAUAACAGACUCUGAACUUAGGCAAAAAAUAUGUCAGAUGUACAGAGUGCAGUACAUAUAUGACGUUCUGGUGCCUCAACCACCCACAUCUGCAGAUAAUCUUUCUACUCUUCAACAUUUUAUUUUCCUCAAGAAGGUUGAGAUAGCCAGCAUGCUGCAGCAAGAUCGCAAGUGUUUGUCUGAAGUUUUAGCAAAGUUUCAGGAUAAGACUCUAGAUGAUGACAAACGGCGUGAAUUGGUGUUUUUUUUCAAGGACUUCUGUGCAUUUUCUAAGACAUUACGGCCUCAAAGCAAGUAUAAGUUAUUCCAAAAGUUGACACAAUUGGAAAUUCUUCCUGCUCUUAAAAUCGUAAUGAGUGCCGAUGAUUUGCUAAUAAGAUCGGCUGCUACAGAUAUAUUUACUUAUCUAGUUGAGUACAGUCCAUCGAAGAUCCGAGAACCUGUAAUGGAGGAAGCAGAGAAGACUGAAGGUGAUGACCUUUUCAUUAAUGUAGUGAUUAAACAAAUGACCUGUGAUACUGAUCCUGAGCUGGGAGGUGCUCUGCACGUGAUGGAACAUCUGCGCACUUUGCUUGAUCUGGACAACAUGCUGUCAGCAUCCAAUAAAAACGUAAGAUGCGAUUUUCUAAAUUGCUUCUAUAAACAUUAUGUGCAUAACUUCAUAGCACCACUUUUGGCCACCACUUCAGAAGACAUACGUGAAGGAGGUAAUAUAUCCACCGAAAGCAAAAAUGGCCCCGGUGCUGUUCGCUUUAUGAGAAGGAUGAUUGGCCUUAAAGAUGAACUUUAUAAUAGUUACAUCAUCAGGGGAAAUCUGUUUGACCCAGUUGUAAAUGCUUUUCUGCAUAAUGGAUCCAGGUACAAUAUGUUGAAUUCAGCUAUUAUUGAGCUGUUUGAAUACAUAAGAGUGGAAAAUAUCCCAUCUCUUGUUGCACAUAUAGUCGAAAAGUUUUAUAAGGCACUUGAAUCAAUUGAAUAUGUCCAGACAUUCAAAGGAGUGAAGAUUAAAUAUGACGAUCAGAAAGACACGGAAAGUCGAAUACAGAAUUAUUUGCGUUCCAUCCCAUAUGGUAACAUACCUCAAGGAGGUGCCAAAGUCUCGGAGGGACGAGGGGACCAGGGUGACGGCCAGGAGGCCACGCAGACGCGGAAGCCGGAGCGCGGGAGAAAAGGCGGAAAGACAAGAAUCCCUUUUGCAGGAGAUGAAGAGAGGAGUGGAAACGUGCAGGAUGGGGACACGGCGGGGCAGCUGCGCUCUGCGACAGUGCUCAGUACGUCCCCUCAUGGCGAGGGGAGAACCGAGGUAACCAAAGCAGCGAUUUGUUCAAGCCCAUCGAGUUCACAGUUAGGCAGCUGGACCAGCUCAGUGGAAGCCCAGGACACGUCCCCGGGACCUACUUGGUCCCAGCGCUGGUCUUCAUCCCGAACACAGACUCUGACGUGGCGCCGUCUGCUCGCCAUGUCCACCUCCGGCCUCACCGCACCAGACCCGGGGUUGGCUCCGGCCGCCGCUUUGCGUAUCCUGGCAACGGUAGCUGCGGCGACUAGGACAGCUACGGUGGCCGAGGUGGCAGUUCGGGUCGGCAGUGGUCACAGGGGCAGCAGCGGCUCCUGGGAGGCCACAGGUCAGCAGGGUUCCCGGCGGCCCUGCUGUCUUCCACUGUCACCCCUUCAAUGUCCCCAACCUCCAUCCCUGCCUUCUGCCCUCCCUUACCUACGCUCUCCUAAAAAGGGAGCCUCUGGGCCUGCUCUCGGCUGUCUGAAAUAG
This is a messenger RNA of Cynocephalus volans (Philippine flying lemur), 2235 nucleotides long. RefSeq names its product serine/threonine-protein phosphatase 4 regulatory subunit 3B-like. Gene Ontology annotation, cellular component: nucleoplasm; protein phosphatase 4 complex. Gene Ontology annotation, molecular function: protein phosphatase activator activity. NCBI's taxonomy places the organism in Eukaryota, Metazoa, Chordata, Mammalia, Dermoptera, Cynocephalidae. The record is from RefSeq and is a predicted model, not a curated record. Gene Ontology annotation, biological process: protein dephosphorylation; DNA damage response.